UCACUCCGCAUUUGAACAAAAUAGUUGUAAUGGUCAAAUUCCUAAACCAUCUUCCGGUCCAUUUCUGGUGGUUCAAUACGCGCUUCCCGUCAAAGGCUAAAAAAACCCACACUUAAAUCCAAUCUCUCUCUCUCUCUGUCUCUGUAUUUACUUUGGAGUUGCAUAUAGUGUUUCAUUUCCCAGAGGGAGAUCAAAGACAGAACAGUUUUGAAGAAACGGUGGAAAAUAGAAAAGAUGGCUAACAAUGCGGCGGCUUGUGCAGAAAGGGCAACUAGUGAUAUGCUGAUUGGUCCAGACUGGGCUAUAAACAUUGAGCUUUGUGAUAUUAUCAACAUGAAUCCUGGACAAGCAAAGGACGCUCUUAAGAUUAUCAAGAAACGCUUGGGGAGUAAAAGUCCGAAAAUACAGCUCCUUACACUAUUCGUUCUUGAGACUCUGAGCAAAAAUUGUGGAGAGAAUGUGUUUCAGCAAAUUGUGGAGCGUGACAUUUUACGAGACAUGGUCAAAAUUGUGAAGAAGAGGCCUGAUUUAAAUGUGAGGGAGAAGAUUUUGAUUUUGAUAGAUUCAUGGCAAGAAGCUUUGGGAGGGCCAGGGGGAAGGUUUCCCCAGUAUUACGCUGCAUAUAAUGAGCUGAAGGCUGCAGGUGUAGAGUUUCCACCUCGAGAGGAAAAUAGUGUACCUUUAUUUACACCACCACAAACCCAUCCAAUAGUCCACAUGCCUUCAGCUUAUGAGGAGGCUGCAGUUGAGGCCUCUCUUGAGUCUGAUCCCUCUGGACUCAGUGUUGCGGAGAUUCAAAGUGCUGAGGGGCUAGCAGAUGUCCUGUCGGAGAUGCUUGGUGCCUUGGAUCCUAAGAAUCCUCAGUCUGUGAAGGAGGAGGUGAUAGUCGAUCUUGUUGAACAGUGUCGUUCUUACCAAAAGCGUGUGAUGAUUCUUGUGAACAACACUGUAGACGAGGAUCUGCUGUGUAAAGGAUUGGCACUCAAUGACAAUCUGCAGCGAGUUCUUCGUAGACAUGAUGAUAUUGCCAAAGGAACCUCAACAAUUGCUGUACCACCCAGAGAAACUCCUGUUGCACCCCUUAUGAAUGUGAAUCAUGAGGAUGAUGAGUCAGAAGAUGAUUUCUCUCACUUAUCACGGAGAACUUCAAGAGAUCCAUCACAGAGACAGGGGCGGAAGACUAUUGAUGUGAAGAGUGAGCCUAUGCGAAUUACUCCAACUCUUCCUCCCCCACCUUCAUCAAGGAGACCAGUUUUUACAGAUGGGAAAAUGGUUGAUUAUCUCAGUGGUGACAGGUUUGAAUCUGAAAGAUCAUUGGGAACAGAAGGAUCCUCACCUAUUGCAGCUUCAACAAAUUCAAACAAUGCGAGUUCCAUCCCACUGUCAAGUCCCAAGCCAUCUUCAUCUGCACCCCCUCCGGAUGAUUUGCUAAAUCCAACUGCUGAUGAUGACUUCUUGAACCCCACUGCAUCUAUGUUUACUGUAAAAAACAACCACAAUGAAUCCGAUUCAAAAGCCAAAUCUGCUGAUCACUUGCCUCCAGCACCUUGGGAUGCUCCUCCUCCUACCACACUCCCUCCACCACCAGCCAGAUAUGAUCAGAGACAGCAGUACUUUGAGAAACAUGUUUCUGGUGGUUCCCCUCCCCCAAGAACUGGAUCGAGUUCUUAUGACAGCAUAGUUGGACAAACAAAGAAUCUUUCCAUUAAUUCUUCUUCACCAUCCAAACCAGAGAAACCUGAGGACGCACUCUUCAAAGAUCUUGUUGAUUUUGCAAAAGCCAAGUCUUCGUCAUCUUCAAACCAAUCCAAUAGAUCAUUUUAAGUGAUUUCAAUGAAUAUGAAUAAUAUGUGGUGGUGUAUAUCUACUUUUACAUCUUGUAGCAAUAAAUAUUAGAGAGGACUGAGUUUAUGGAUUUACUGGAGCUGCUGCUUCUGCUUUAUUUUGAGCCUUUAGGUGAGUGAUAGUGUAGCUGAAAUGACAUUUAUACCUUGAAUCAUAUAAGGGGUUGAUAUUUCUGA
This is a messenger RNA of Solanum dulcamara, 2021 nucleotides long. RefSeq names its product TOM1-like protein 3. Bases 235 to 1824 code for a protein of 529 amino acids. NCBI's taxonomy places the organism in Eukaryota, Viridiplantae, Streptophyta, Magnoliopsida, Solanales, Solanaceae. Gene Ontology annotation, biological process: protein transport to vacuole involved in ubiquitin-dependent protein catabolic process via the multivesicular body sorting pathway. Gene Ontology annotation, molecular function: ubiquitin binding; phosphatidylinositol binding. The transcript has 10 exons. The record is from RefSeq and is a predicted model, not a curated record.